UCCAAACAAAGCACACCGAACAUCGUACGCAUCAGCCUACAAAGAUUAACUUGUCAAUUCGUUUAGUGUGAUGGCGUUGGUAUAUGUGCUAUACGCUCUUAUGACCAUUCAAGGCAUUCUUUUGGCCCUGUAUUUCACGGGAAAAGGAUAUGUGAUAGGCAUGAUUUGGGAAAUAGCGUGCGUUAUACUACGAGUUUGGCUCUAUGUGUUCGAGUCGGCGAUGAAAUGGAUUUUCCCCCCACAGAGAAAAAACAUUCGCGGAGAAAUUGCUUUGGUGACGGGAGCAGCGAGCGGAAUUGGCAGACUAAUUGCUCUUGGAUUGGCAGCCAAAGGUUGCAAAUUGGUGAUAUGGGAUGUCAAUGGUGAUGGACUUGAGGUUGUUGCCAAGGAAAUAGAAGCGGCUGAUGGUGUGGUGCACUCUUACAAAUGUAACCUGCGAGAUAGGAAGGAAAUUUCCAAGACAGCAGAGAAAGUGAAGGAGGAAAUGGGUGAAGUUUCCCUUCUCAUUAAUAACGCUGGUAUCGUAACAGGAAAGAAGUUCAUGGAUUGUUGUGAUGAAGAAAUCUCAGCCACUAUCGAUGUAAACACUAUUAAGGAGUUCCUUCCAAGCAUGUUUCAACAAAACCGAGGCCACAUAGUAAGCAUAGCAUCUAUUGCUGGUUAUACUGGUCUUGCUGGUGCUGUUGACUACUGUUCAUCCAAGUUUGCAGCUGUUGGUCUGAUGGAGGCAUUACGUCAAGAAUUGUUAAGCCAGAAAAAGAAUGGUAUUCAACUGACAACAGUAUGUCCUUCACUUAUAACCACUGGAAUGUUUGAUGGAGUUAGGUUCAGGUUUCCUAACUUGGUAGGCUUUGGUACUCUUACUCCACAAUAUGCCGCAUCCAAGGUCAUUGAUGCUAUUGAAAAGAACCAAAUUCACCUCACUAUGCCUCGAGGUGCUUAUUUAUCAACAGCCCUACAACAUAUCCUACCAGAGAGAGCUACAGACCUGCUGUUGGCCUUCCUUGGAGCAGAUGUGGCAAUGAACACUUUCACAGGGUGGCAAAAAAAUGACAUCAAUGAUGAAAUGCGAAGUUAGAGCAACCUUUCAGAAAUAUAUUUUAGCAAAUCUAUUAUUGCAGUCUAUUUGUUCAACAGAAGGGUGGUUAAGACCUUGUUUGCACUAAGAGGGGUAACCUAGGAUGGCCAAACAAAAAGACAGCCCUCCUUGCUUGUGAAGGGCUGGUUUAGGGUACCCUUACCCCACACAGAAUAGUGUUGGCAAAUGAUCUUGCUUAAAUUGGAACAAUCAUUCUCUAAAUUAUUUGUCAAAUCAAAUUUGCUGUAAAGAACUACGUGGAACUAAACUUGUUACUUUGUUUCUAUGUAUACUAAAGAUGAAUGAUGUCAAUUUACUAUCAAAGUGAUAACAUUAAAAUGAAUCUCAAAUUACUAACAGUGUGAAAAGAGAUAUCAGUACAUGUGUAAUGAUAUAAAUGAUGUAUCAAUAUAGUGUCUGUGCAAUAA
Molecule: messenger RNA, 1506 nt
Organism: Pocillopora damicornis (cauliflower coral)
Lineage: Eukaryota; Metazoa; Cnidaria; Anthozoa; Scleractinia; Pocilloporidae
Product: epidermal retinol dehydrogenase 2
Molecular function (GO): oxidoreductase activity, acting on the CH-OH group of donors, NAD or NADP as acceptor
Source: RefSeq, a predicted model, not a curated record